AUGGCGACAUCUGACUGCCUGUGUCUGCCACUCCAGAAAGUGCUGGAGCCAUUCGCCCCGGGUGUCCACACCACCAUCUCCUAUGCCUCAACGGACGGCGAGUACAAGGACGACGGGAAGAGGAAGUGCUUCGUGGUCAACGGCCGCUACCGAUGCCACAAUUUGGAAGCCCACGGAUUCGCGCUGAUGUGCGUUCCCUUAGAGAAGACUCAAGGCCACGACUUGUACAACUACCUGGUGGCGAGCAAGGUCUUGUACCCUUUGGCUGAGGACGUCCUCCGCCGAGCCUUUCCAACCUCGACGAAGGUUUUGGUUUUCGACCACAUCGCCCGCAAUGAUGCGCGGUAUGCCCAGGAGGCGAAAGCCGGCGAGAUCACGAAGAUGUUGGCAUCAUCCUAUGCUUUCCACGUGCAUGGCGACUACACUGUGCGAUCAGGCUUCAGUCGAGCCAGGUCACUCCUGGAGCCACAUGAAGAUUCGGGCCGCAUCGAGGCCGCGAUCCAACAGCGCUUUGCCUUCGUGAACGUCUGGGUGCCGCUGAAGAAGGUCGAGCGGGAUCCCCUUGGCAUGAUUGAGUGGGGCAGCCAGCGACCGCAGGAUGUGGUCUCCAUCAAGUUCAUCUAUCCGCAUCGCACCGGAGAGAUCUACAGGGUGCUGCCGUCGGACCACCACCGGUGGGUCUACUACCCGGACAUGAUGCCCGGCGAGUGCUUGAUCUUUAAGGUUUUCGAUUCGGCCACAGAUGGGCGAUCCCGCUUCUCCCUGCACGCGGCCUUCCCGGAUCCAAACUGCAAGCCCGAUACGCCCAGCCGGGAAAGUAUCGAGAUGCGAUGCGUCGUCUUCUUUGGCCCCAACUCUGCAGUUUAG
This is a messenger RNA of Symbiodinium necroappetens, 867 nucleotides long. Lineage: Eukaryota; Dinophyceae; Suessiales; Symbiodiniaceae. The record is from the annotation of a GenBank genome assembly.